Molecule: messenger RNA, 354 nt
Organism: Leptosomus discolor (cuckoo roller)
Lineage: Eukaryota; Metazoa; Chordata; Aves; Leptosomiformes; Leptosomidae
Source: RefSeq, a predicted model, not a curated record
GCUACAGCCAAGACUGCCUUCCUGUUUAUCUUACCUCAGUAUAAUGUUAGCGUGCCUACAGCAGAUGGGGAGCUGGUCCAGUAUCACUAUGGGCUGAAGGAUCUGGUCACCAUCCUCUUCUACAUCUUCAUCGCCAUCAUCCUGCAUGCGGUGGUGCAGGAGUACGCCCUGGAUAAAAUCAACAGGCGCCUCCAUCUCUCCAAGGUCAAACACAGCAAGUUCAAUGAAUCGGGACAGCUGGUUGCCUUCCACCUCACCUCCGUGAUUUGGUGCUUGUACGUCGUGGUGACGGAAGGAUACAUAUCAAACCCCCGGAGUUUGUGGGAAAACUACCCCCACGUUUAUCUUCCGUAA